AUCACCUUUUCUUUCUCGAAUUUCUAUUUAUUUUUCUUUGAAUCCACGACUUUGGGUUUUUUUUUCUUUUCCAUUUUUCGAAUAAACAUAGAGAUAAAAAUUGAAAAUUUCUUUAAAGAACUUUGAAUUUUAUUGUAAAUUUUUUUCUGGGUUUACAAAAAUACAAGAAUGCCGCCAGAAACAACGUCCGACCAAGAACGAGAUGAUUCAGAUGUUGAAUUCGUCGAGGUUGAUCCUACAGGUCGUUACGGUCGGUACAAGGAGGUUCUGGGAAGAGGAGCUUUCAAAAAAGUAUAUAAGGCAUUUGAUGAACUUGAAGGUAUAGAAGUAGCAUGGAAUCAGGUUAAGGUCACGGAUUUAUUGCGAAACUCGGAAGAUUUGGAGCGUCUUUAUUCGGAAGUUCAUUUGCUCAAAACUUUGAAGCAUAAGAAUAUAAUUAAAUUUUACAAUUCCUGGGUUGAUACCAAGAAUGAAAAUAUCAACUUCAUCACUGAGAUUUUCACUUCAGGAACCUUGCGACAGUAUCGAAAGAAGCAUAAGCAUGUUGAUUUGAGGGCAUUGAAAAAAUGGUCUAAGCAGAUCUUGGAGGGUCUUCUUUAUCUUCAUAGUCACGAUCCCCCGGUGAUUCAUAGGGAUCUAAAAUGUGAUAACAUCUUUGUGAAUGGUAACCAAGGUGAAGUCAAGAUCGGAGAUCUAGGAUUGGCUGCUAUUCUUCGCCAAGCUCGUUCUGCACAUAGUGUUAUUGGUACACCUGAGUUUAUGGCACCAGAACUCUAUGAGGAGGAAUAUAAUGAGCUUGUAGAUAUUUAUGCUUUCGGCAUGUGUUUGCUGGAGUUAGUGACCUUCGAGUAUCCAUAUGUUGAAUGCACUAAUGCAGCUCAAAUAUUCAAGAAAGUGACAUCAGGAAUAAAGCCAGCAUCAUUGGCAAAAGUGACCGAUCCUGGAGUGAAGUUAUUUAUUGAAAAAUGUAUUGCUAAAGCCUCGGAACGGUUGUCUGCGAAGGAACUUUUAGGGGAUCCAUUUCUCCAACCUGAUGAGGAAAAUGACAGUGUAGGUCGUUCUUUACGACCCAAAGCUCAAUCUUCUUCAGAUAGUACUUCUGAUCCGACUAAUUUCAGGGGAAAUACCAAGGAUCUUCAAUCGGAGACGAGUGUGGAUGUCAAAGUGCAAGGUCAAAGGAAAGACGUUAACACGAUAUUUCUGAAACUUAGGAUAACAGAUUCUACAGGUCAAAUUCGCAACAUCCAUUUCCCUUUUGAUAUUGAAGCAGAUACAGCGACUGCUGUUGCCAGUGAAAUGGUUGAGGAAUUGGAUUUAACAGAUCAAGAUGUUCCAACAAUUUCCGAAAUGAUUGAAUCCGAAAUCCGGUCCCAUAUUCCCAAUUGGGUUCCAAAUGAAACUCCCACUGAUUGUUUUGGUGAAAUUGCAAAUUCUGGUAACUGUAUCUCUGAAAAUAAGGGUGAUGGAACCUCAUCUCCAGGUCGUCUUUCACUAGAGAGAUUACCUUCGGGUCGAAGAUACUGGUCUGACCCACCAAAGGCAGCUAGUGGAAACUCUCCAGCCAGUUUUGGUGUUUCUCACAUUGCUUCUCAGGUAGAUUUUGUAGCAGAUAACUUGGUUGGACUUGAUGAACAAUCACAUGAUAGCUACAAAAGCGAAGGGAAAAUAAACAGUAGUACUUCACUUGAGCGACCCGACAAUGAGUUCACACAUCACAAUGGCAGAGAUGAUAGUGAUGACAGUAAUGGAACGCAAUCAUCAUCAAAAGAGAACUGUAAGCCAUUAAAGGAUACCGAAUCAGUGGUGAGGGUAACAACAGAGACACUCGAGUCUAUGCUGGUAAAGCAGCAAAUGGAGAUAGACGAGCUAAAGAAGCAGCACAGACUAACCAUAUCAGACUUUCUGAAAGAACUUGCUCCAGAAACCCGUGAAAAGGUUUUGGCUACAUGUAAGAUAAAGAUUCCAGAUUAAACUAUUCAAUACGACACAAACCGCUAAAUGCACUUCUACAUAGGAUAUGAUUUCACAUUUAGUCUCUCCGACGUUUGCAGUUUGAUUAUAGUACGUAAUCCUCAUACUUGAAUAUCUAAUAGGCACUCCAUUACUGCUUAGAAGUGCUUCAGUUUUGUUUGUAAAGUUCGACUAUCUGUGUUGGGAGCUGAUAAAUCUGCAGGAAUUCCCAGUAUACGGCUAUUCAGCGGUGAGACGAGAGCAACAAUGCUCCGUAUUGGCACGACAUAUUGGCUAAAAUGGAAAGGACUAUUAAACCGAAACUUUGGUUUCGAGGCGCUAUCGAGGUGAGGGAUUGUUCCUGCUAGUGUAUAAUAUAGUUUUGAAUGUCUUAUAGGAUAUAUGCACAUCAUUGAUACAGUUUUUUUGUUCUUCAAUUGCUAGAUUUUGUAUAUAUGAUUCUAUCUUCUUUUUCAUUUACUAGAUUUUGUUUGCUUCAAAUUACAAUGUUUGAAGGGUACAGACAUUCAUAGAUUCCUUUUUCUGGAAAUGUAGCUUUGUGUAGUCCAAAAGUUCUUUU
Gossypium raimondii (Peruvian cotton) is the source of this 2530-nucleotide messenger RNA. RefSeq names its product probable serine/threonine-protein kinase WNK3. The record is from RefSeq and is a predicted model, not a curated record. Lineage: Eukaryota; Viridiplantae; Streptophyta; Magnoliopsida; Malvales; Malvaceae. The transcript has 8 exons. Gene Ontology annotation, biological process: protein phosphorylation; intracellular signal transduction. Gene Ontology annotation, cellular component: cytoplasm. The coding region runs from base 169 to 1971 and encodes 600 amino acids. Gene Ontology annotation, molecular function: protein serine/threonine kinase activity; ATP binding.